This is a messenger RNA of Fulvia fulva, 1668 nucleotides long. RefSeq names its product DNA-binding protein creA. Gene Ontology annotation, molecular function: RNA polymerase II cis-regulatory region sequence-specific DNA binding. The record is from RefSeq and is a predicted model, not a curated record. Bases 1 to 1668 code for a protein of 555 amino acids. Lineage: Eukaryota; Fungi; Ascomycota; Dothideomycetes; Mycosphaerellales; Mycosphaerellaceae. The transcript has a single exon. Gene Ontology annotation, cellular component: cytoplasm; nucleus.
AUGCUCUCCAAUCUUCUCAACCCAGAAGAACAACAAGUUCCCUCCGCCACCGCUGCUACUCCACAGCCGCCGAACAUCGCGUCGACUUCCAACGGAUCCACGCCGCCCUCGCAGUCAGCACCGCAGUCUCAAUCAGCAUCGCCCACACCUAUGGCGGGCUCCGCCAUGACCAUGCCGGCCGUGGGCGCAAUGCAGAACCAAGACGAACAUCGUCCUGAUCUGCCUCGUCCUUACAAAUGUCCGCUCUGCGAUAAGGCCUUCCAUCGUCUCGAGCACCAAACUCGCCACAUUCGUACCCACACUGGAGAGAAGCCGCAUGCUUGCCAAUUCCCCGGUUGCACGAAACGAUUCAGCAGGUCCGACGAGUUGACUCGCCAUUCGCGCAUACACAACAACCCCAACUCACGCCGAGGAAACAAGCAGCAUGUCGCCGCCGCCGCCGCCGCUGCAGUACAGGCCGGCAUGUACGACAACGCCGCCCUACAGCAGCAGAUUCAACAAAUGACCCAGCUCAACCAUGUCAACCAAAUGAACCAGAUGAAUCAACUGAGCCAGAUGAACCAUAUGGGCCACCUCAACCAGCUCAGUCAACUUAACCAGCCAAGUCCGCACCACAUGAACGGUAGCCACAUGAACGGAAUCAUGCCUCCUCCACCACAACAACAUCUCCAGCAACUUCAGCAGUUACAGCAGCAGCAGCAGCAAGCGCAACAACAACAACAACAACAACAACAACAACAGCAACAACAGCAACAACAACAGCAACAGCAGGCGCAGCAGCAGCAACCACCUCCGCAUCCACAACCUCAGCCUCAGCCUCAGCCGCAAACCACUCAGUCUGCCCCUACGUCGCAACUGAGCUCGCCGAACGUCUCGCCUCCACACUCUUACGCAACCUACGCGAGCACACCUGGCUCAUACAUGACACGUAACGUCAGUGGAGAUAUCAGUCCGGCUGCUGGAAACGCCUACGGACAUCGACCGAUGGACAUCAAUUUACUUGCAACCGCGGCUUCCCAAGUGGAGCGCGAGAACAGCCAGCUUCCCAACCAACACCUGUCGCUCCCAACAAGAAACACGUAUUCGACGCAUCCUUACCAUCACCCGUACCACACUGGUCGCAUGCCGUCGCUCUCAUCUUACCACUAUUCGUCGAACCCGACUUCGCAGCCCAUGUCUCGUUCACACUCACACGAAGACGACGAACGCCCUACGAAGAAGUCGAGGCCUGGAAGCCCACAGUCGACCGCACCACCGUCUCCCUCGUUCUCUCACGCGUCGGCUUCCCCCACUCCAGACCACACACCACUGGCAACGCCCUCUCAUUCCCCACGCCUACGACCGCAAUUCUACCACAAUGGCGUGCAGCUUCCAACAUUACACCACCUCUCUUUGGCACAUCAGCCACCGCCUGCUUUGGCACCGGUCGAGCCUUCUGCAGAUGGUCAACAGCCAUAUGUACCGAUGCAGCACAGCGGUCUGAGGAUCAGCGAAAUCAUGGAAGCCGGCGAUGGCGCGCAACGCAAGCUUCCUGUGCCCAUGAUCGCGCCUCCGAAAGAUCAGAGCUACACAGUGAAGGGACUUGCGAAUCCUGGAAGCGGACCCAGCAGUGGCUCGAAUAGUGCGAGAGCAAGCGAGGCCGGCAACGAUCUACAAGAACGCAUGUAG